This is a messenger RNA of Sphaerodactylus townsendi, 3856 nucleotides long. It is a transcript of the gene ASPN, whose product is annotated as asporin. Bases 532 to 1662 code for a protein of 376 amino acids. The record is from RefSeq and is a predicted model, not a curated record. NCBI's taxonomy places the organism in Eukaryota, Metazoa, Chordata, Lepidosauria, Squamata, Sphaerodactylidae. Gene Ontology annotation, molecular function: protein binding. The transcript has 8 exons.
UUUGAUAACUUGUAAAGCAGCAUCAACUGUUUGGAAGUUUGUCUUACAUAAUGAAUUCUUGGUUUAUUUAAGAUCACAUUUUGUAAAAGUCACACUGAGAAUUCUUUUCAUGAGGUGUAUAUUUGUAUAUCAGAAAUGGACUUGAAUGAACUCCAUGGGCUUGUAUUGGCUUUCUGCCAUUAAUUAUUAGGCUUCAAAUUUACCCACAACUUUUGCUCAGUCGUCUAGAGUUAAGCUAGAGAUUUUGGCUGUGAUACAAGCAGUGAUGAAAAACACAUGAGUAGUAACAAGUUUCUUAACAUUAUUCGUCAGUACUAAGAUGGACUAACCUACAGAAGCAGUUUAUUCAAGUCUCACCCAGCGUGCCAGAAGAAACAGGAAUUUCUCAGCAACUUCCCCACCUUUUUAGUGUUCAUUUUACAGGCUUCAAUCUGCACUAAUGUUAAGGAACUGGAAAUAAUUUUUUUCAGGUUGAAUAUUCUUUUUAGAAGAACUUGACAAACUUAAAAGGAAAGUGCAUUCUGUGAAGACAUGAGGAAAUAUAUGCUUCUCCUCCUCUUGACUUUGUGCUCAGCUAAGCCUUUCAUAAACCCUUCCUAUUUCACAUUAAAGAAUAUGAUGCUCAUGGAUAUGGAAGAGAUGGCUGAUGAUGAUGAUGAUGACGACGAUGAUGAUGACGACGAUGACGAUGAUGACAAGAAUGAUAAUUCCCUUUUCCCAACUUUUGACAUAUUUACUGCUUGUCCUUUUGGAUGUCAGUGCUAUAUGAGAGUUGUCCACUGUUCUGAUUUGGGUUUGACAUCAGUUCCAAAGAAUAUUCCUCGAGAUACUCGCAUGUUAGACCUUCAAAAUAACAAAAUUAAGGAGGUCAAGGAAAAUGAUCUUAGAGGACUCACAUCACUUUAUGCACUUGCCUUGAACAACAACAAAAUAACCAAGAUACAUCCCAAAGCCUUUCAGUCCACAAAGAAAUUGCGACGUCUCUACUUGUCUCACAAUCAGUUAACUGAGAUCCCUGCAAACCUGCCAAAAGGUUUAGCUGAGUUGAGAAUUCACGAUAAUAAGGUUAAAAAGGUACACAAAGAAGCUUUUAAAGGAAUGAAGUCUUUGCAUGUUUUAGAAAUGAGCGCAAAUCCUGUUGAUAAUGAUGGAAUAGAACCUGGAGCGUUUGAAGGUGUGACAGUCUAUCACAUAAGAAUAGCAGAAGCUAAAUUAACCUCUGUUCCUAAAGGAUUACCAUCCAGUCUACUAGAACUUCAUCUAGAUGACAACAAAAUUUCUGCAGUAGAACUUGAGGAUUUUAUUCGAUAUAAAAACCUUCAAAGGCUGGGGCUGGGAAACAAUAGAAUCAAGGAUGUGGAAAAUGGAACUUUUGCAACUAUACCAAGUGUACGAGAAAUACAUCUAGAAAGAAACAAGCUGAAGAAAGUCCCUCAUGGCCUUGGAGAUCUGAAGUAUCUACAGGUUAUCUUCCUUCAUUCUAACAGUAUUUCGAAAAUAGGAGUGAAUGAUUUUUGUCCAACAGGAGGAAGGCUGAAGAAGGCAUUGUACAGUGGCAUUAGCUUGUUCAACAAUCCUGUUAAAUACUGGGAUGUCCAGCCUGGAACAUUUCGCUGUAUAUUAAACAGAAACAGUGUGCAGAUUGGAAAUUUUAGAAAAUAAGGUUGCAUAGUUAAUACAUCAGUUAGACAAAAAUAUCAAAACCAGGAUCUUAGUACUUGAAAUUUGUUGGACAGCUUUAUAGUGUCCAAUUAUUUUAAAAUACCUUCAAUUAUUUUAGAGGUUGUAAAUUAGUAACAUAAUAUACAAUAAACACAUGCCUUUUGAUUUAUUCAUUUAAAUGUACCACUUAUGAAAAAUAAGCAAACUUUUGGUAUAACGUAAAAAAAAAAAUUCUGAGCACUAUGCUGGAAUCUUAUGGUUUGGGUCCUUUGACAUUGUUCCCUUUGUGUUUUUCUUUGGCCUUUGGCAGAUGCUUUCCUCUGCUGCAGCACACAGUUCUUCUGCCAUUUGCAUUUCUGUGUGCACAAGAUCAAAAUUUUAAAGGAACCCUUAUGCAUUUCCAAAUAUUAGCAGAUGAGUAAGUUGGCAGGUGAAAGCCUCUGUAGGGGGCAAAGAUAUCAUAGGAUCCAACCAAUUGUUAUGUUACACAGACUUUUUUGUCAGCAGAAAAUAAUAGACACAAACAACUUUCUCCCAUUAAACUGGGUUUUUUUUCAGUAUUGAAGAGGUCCUGUAUAUAAAGUAUAUAUCAGAUUUCAAGUAAAAGUGGUGAACUUUUAAGUAAACUAAACUGGUUACGAAAAAGCUUUAAAACGUACUGUACUAGUAACUGAUACUCUAAUCAGACUAGAUAAUAUUUAGUAAUUGCAGUAAAUUGAAAGGCAAGCUUGAAAUCGUACACUAAGUAGCCUCAAAGCCUUUAGUAUUUAUUCAUGUAGUUUUCCCCUACAACUGUAUACUACCUUCUGUACCAAAUAUGUAGGUAUGAUAACUAUUAAAAAUGUAGAAAUUAAAUAUUAUUUUCCUUAGGAAUAAUGAUUAAAUUCUCUGCAGGCCAGUUCAAUAUUACUAUUUUAUUGUAUACUGUAAACAUAAAUGCUCCUCUAAUUGGAGGUUUUGUGUACAGUUCAAAUGCCUGCCCUUGCUUGGGUAUGGCAUUUUAUUGAAAAGGAAAAGAAACAUGAAAGCAGAAAUUUCAAACAUAAGCAGUAUUCUCAUAGCUAUGAAGGACAAAGUGGAAGCAUAUGCGCACAUUGAAGCCACUUUAUUGUGGCCAUCACAUCUGACCUUGUAUAUUCAAUUCUUACUAUUGCUUGAGUACUGUAACAUGGCUUGAUUAAUCUUGCAUAUAAUGUCUAAUGUAUUUGGCUAUGGAUAAAUAAAUUGAUUAGUUAUCCAUACUUUACUUAACUAAUGACAGUACUGUACUGCAGUGGCUAUUUUUAGCAUAACUGUGUUAUUCAUGUUAACUUUGUUAAGUUGAUUCAAAAACUAUAAUUUGCUUCUCUAAAAAACAUUGUGAGAUCGUGUAAUAUUAUCACACCAUGUUCUAUUGUAUUUCAAUUAACCACUCAUUGUACAGCUCCCUUCUACUAAAUGAGGGGUCUUCUCCUCCAGAGCAAGAUAACGCACAACAAGACACCUAACUUAGGGGAAGACAGUUGUAGGAUUCCUCCCACCCAAUAUACAACACAUUCAAUAUAUGUAUUUUAAAUGUUGUACCUGAUCCUUAGCCACUUUAAUUAGAGGUUUGUGUCAAGUGUGAAUGCCUUAGAUAUAAUUCAUGUGCAAAUUGUACUUAAUUGAAUGGUGAAUGUAAAUAAAUUUGGAUAUUGUGCACUUUGUAGUGCCGCAGUGGCCCAAAAACCUGCUUGAAAAACAUCUGGGAUUGGGUCUUGCCAACUGCCCAUCAACAGAAGGAGGUGACUGACAUCUGCCUACUGGUGACAUUAAUCUAGCCAAAGUUCCAAACCAGCUGAGUGAGAGGACACGUGUAGAUGUUAAAUGGCAUUUAUCCAUGCUACCUGGACAAAAAAUGAGGAGACGCUUUUUUUAAAGAUGUCCCCAUGAUGUCUUAUAAUGGUUGGGCAGAAAAAGCCAAAAUCACAAAUGCAUUUUCCCUCUAUUGCAACUUUAUGCCAAACACUUAUUGGAAGUAAGUGUCAUCAUGAAGGAUCAUGUGAUUUGCUUGCCAACAAAGCAAUACGGAUUGCUAGUGUAUCUGCCAUUUUUUUUAUUGCUGUAUAGAUAUUAAAAUAACUGAAUAAUUACACUAACAUGUAUUUCUACACUGUAGAAGAGCUCUCUUCUAAUCCCAGCUUCUUCCUCUGGGAUAUAAUAAACCCAGAAAGUA